Molecule: messenger RNA, 654 nt
Organism: Helobdella robusta
Lineage: Eukaryota; Metazoa; Annelida; Clitellata; Rhynchobdellida; Glossiphoniidae
Exons: 1
Coding region: 1-654 (217 amino acids)
Source: RefSeq, a predicted model, not a curated record
AUGCCUCAACCAAGAAUCGAAAGGAAAAUUGACCAAUUGAAAAAUAUGAUCAGACCAGUAUUGUAUUUUUCCAAAAAAAUUGAGUCUAUAGUAGAUUUUUGUGCUGGAAGUGGGCAGUUAGGAGUUUUGAUUAAUUGUAUGCUUCCAAAUCAUAAUAUUAUUUUAGUUGAAAACAAAGAAGAAUCAAUAAUAAAAGCUAAACAAUUGGCAAUGAAUCAAAAAAAUAUCACAAUUCAUCAAACCAAUCUGGAUCAUUUUCAGCAGUCAUUUGACUUGGGCAUAUGUUUACAUGGUUGUGGUUUUGUAAGCGAUUUCGUCCUUCAGAAGUGCAUCAACCAAAGAUCAUUCUUCGUCAUAUGUCCGUGUUGUUAUGGCUCUAUCAAGGAAACUUCUAAGAUUAAAUACCCACAAAGUAAAAUGCUGCAACAAGUAUUUUCUCAUAACGAAUUCAUAACAAUAGCUCAUUCUGCUGAUCAAACCCAACAACAUACUAUAAAAGAAGAAAUUGGAAAGACCUGCAUGUCUAUUGUUGAUCUUGAUAGAUCUUUGAAAGCACAGGAAAACGAUUACAAAACAUUUGUUUAUAAAAUGCAACCUGAAAGUUGCUCACCAAAAAACAAUUUGAUUAUUGGAAUUCCAUUGGAAAAAUGUUGA